AUGGAAGAAAUAAAGGACGACAGUACAUCAUUAUUUAUACAUUCUCAGCUUCAUUCUGUAAUAGCAUCCCAACGUGCUACAAUAGAAUCUCUGCGUGAUUCAUUAAUACGAACACAUGUACCUCGAAAUGAAUAUGAUGCACUUGCUAGUGAACUUGAAGACUCUCAAAAUAACGCCACUGACCUACAAAAUCAACUCGAUAUAUCUGUAGCUCAUUCGAAUGAUUUACAAAAUCAACUAGAUCUUGCAAAUACAGUUGUUAAUCAACUGCAAACAGAACUCGAUGAUGCUCGUGCAAAAUUAACAUCGACUUAUGAAGUAUUGAAUGCAGCUUGUUCAAAGAUUGAUUGCGAACGUGCUGAAUUUGAAAAAUCCUUACAACAUAUUCGUCGUACAACGGUGGAUGAAAUUCGUAAAAAUUCUGAACUAUACGCUAAAACGCUUGCCAUGGAACAAACAUAUGUAGCACAACGUCAAGCACUGGAUACCAAAACAAAUGAAUUAAAACAAUUAGAAAAACGUUUAUCAAAACAAGAAGAGCAUGCAACAAAUAAAAUCAAUAAAUUAGCUGUUAAAUUAGAACAAGAAAAAUUUAUUUCAAGAGAAAUUGUUCAAACAGGACCGAACAAUUUAGUAAAAUCGAAAAAUAAAAAGUGA
Rotaria socialis is the source of this 657-nucleotide messenger RNA. Lineage: Eukaryota; Metazoa; Rotifera; Eurotatoria; Philodinida; Philodinidae. The record is from the annotation of a GenBank genome assembly.